UAAUCGCACGUGUAUCUUUCGCGUCCUGGGUUCCUUCUCCGCGGGACCGACUGUAGAACGGGAGACGUCCGAGGAUGAAGGCGCGAAAAAGCAAAAAGCGAGCCCCAAGCUUUCGGAAACUUCUGAAAACUAGUAAAGUCAAACUUGACAACAAGUUGAAAAAUAAACAAUAUAAACAGCAGAGUACUGCCAAGAAAUAUCGAAAAGAACAGAGGAAACUUAGACAAGCUGUUAAAGAUGUUGUAUCUAAGAAGCCUGUUCCAUUGGAGGAUGGAAAGCAAAUACAUAGAGGUAAAAGAAUAGCUCAAAGAACAGAGGAGGAAGAAGAAGACCUUCCUUUGGAUAUGAUGGAUGAAGAUGAUUUGCAGUUACUGAAAGAUUUAGGUCAAAUGCCAUCAUUCUUAACUAGAGAUCUUUCUUCUAGUGAGCCUGUUCAUGUCAAGAAACGGAAGCAGGAGAGCAUAAUAGACAAAUACGAAAAAGUACCAAGACGACUGCAGACUGAGCCAGAAAAAGAAGUAAUUCACUUGCUUCCUAUCAAAGAUAAGUGUGGUAUUAUUCCACAGACCAGGGAGAAGCCAGUUGUCGAUACUAAUGAAGAGGAAGAGCAAGAAGAAAUGGAUGUUGAGGAAGUGAUUACUGAGGAUCCCAUGCCAAAGUUGACCACAGAAGAACGUUUAAUUGAGAGGCGGAGGAAACUACAGGAGAAAAAAAUACAUAUUGCAGCCUUGGCAUCUGCCAUUUUAUCUGAUCCAGAGUCUAAUAUUAAAAAGUUGAAAGAAUUGCGUGCCAUGCUUAUGGAACAGGAUCCUAAUGUAGCUGUCAUUAUACGGAAAUUGGUGAUGAUUUCUCUGAUGGAGUUAUUUAAAGACAUUACUCCUUCCUACAAAAUUCGACCGCUAACAGAAACAGAAAAGGCAUCUAAGGUCCGAAAAGAAACCCAAAAACUAAGAGAAUUUGAAGAAGGCCUAGUAAGCCAAUAUAAAUUUUAUUUGGAAAAUCUGGAACAAACAAUUAAAGAUUGGAAGCAAAGAAAACUGAAGAAAAGUAAUGUUGUCUCCUUAAAGGCAUAUAAAGGUCUGGCAGAGGUUGCUGUGAAGAGCUUAUGCGAACUGUUGGUAGCACUCCCUCAUUUUAACUUCCACAAUAAUAUUAUUGUAUUGAUUGUCCCUCUUAUGAAUGACAAGUCAAAACUGAUUUCUGAAAUGUGUUGUGAAGCAGUACAGAAGCUCUUUAAACAAGAUAAACUGGGUCAUGCUUCUCUUGGUGUCAUUAAAGUGAUAUCUGGUUUUGUAAAGAGCCAGAAUUAUGUUGUUAGGCCAGAGUUGUUAAAGUCGUUCCUGUAUCUAAGAAUCAAAGAAAUAGAGGUGAAAAAAGACACAGAAGACAUUAAUGCACCAAGAAAGUUCAUGUCUUAUAAGGAGAAGAGAAAAUCUCUUUCAAGAAUGCAAAGGAAGUGGAAGAAAGCAGAAGAGAAACUAGAGCGAGAACUUCGGGAAGCAGAGGCUACAGAGAGUACAGAAAGAAAGAUGAAGCUGCACACAGAGACGCUGAACAUAGUAUUUGUAACCUACUUUAGAAUAUUGAAGAAAGCCCAGAGGUCACCUCUUCUGCCAGCAGUCCUAGAAGGUCUUGCCAAGUUUGCACAUCUUAUAAACGUGGAGUUUUUUGAUGACUUAUUAGUCGUUCUGCAUACUCUCAUUGAGUCUGGUGAACUAAGCUACCGAGAGUGCCUUCAUUGUGUUCAUACUGCUUUCCACAUUCUUUCUGGCCAAGGUGAUGUUCUAAAUAUAGAUCCUAUGAAAUUCUAUACACAUCUCUACAAAACCCUAUUUAAAUUACAUGCAGGUGCUACCAAUGAGGAUGUGGAAAUUGUACUUCAGUGCCUUGAUGUGAUGCUAACCAAGCGCAGAAAGCAAGUUUCUCAGCAGCGAGCCCUUGCUUUCAUCAAACGCCUUUGUACCUUGGCUCUUCAUGUCCUCCCACAUUCAAGUAUUGGCAUUCUAGCCACCAACAGAGUUUUGAUGCACACCUUUCCAAAGACAGAUCUGCUGCUUGACAAUGAAUCUCAGGGGAGUGGAAUUUUCCUCCCUGAACUGGAUGAGCCAGAGUACUGCAAUGCUCAGAACGCUGCACUUUGGGAAUUGCAUGUCCUUCGGAGACAUUACCAUCCUGUUGUUCAGAGAUUUGCAUCACACCUGAUUGCCGGAGCACCCUCUGAAGGUUCUGAAGCUCUCAAACCAGAAUUAAGUCGAAGGUCAGCUACAGAACUUUUUGAAACUUAUAAUAUGAAGACAAUGACAUUUAACCCUCCUGUAAUGUCAGCUAACCCCUCAAAGAAGGAUAAAGUUUUCCAUGGGGAUUCAUAUCUAAAUGAAGAUUUAAACCAACUAAUAAGAACUCAUUGCAGUGAAACUACUAUUCAACAGCCUCUGGAUUUUACCAGAUACUUUAAAACAUCAGACAAUAGAUGUAAAGGGGAAACAGCUGAAAGAACAUGAUUACAUACGUGUACCUAUUGGCAUCAUUUAUUUCAGCCUAUCUUUGAAGAUAAUCCUGAGACUUGAUGACCAAAGACUGAGUUAGUUGAUUACGUGCUAGAGUGAGAAUGUGAGAAAGAAGAGAGAGGUUUUCUCAAAUAUUUCAUGAUUUAUUUAUUGGUAAACUUUUGUACAUUAUAUAUUGUAGUAGAUUUUAAGAUUCUUAAAUACUUCUAUUUAGUGGCCUAACUGCUGUCUAGAUAAUGUUUUACAUGGGUAGAAAAAAACAUGCCCGUUGAUAGAAUGCUUUUUUUUUUUUUUUGCAACCAACAUUUGUGUAAAAACAAACAACAUUUAAAAAAUUUUUAUGAAAGCU
This is a messenger RNA of Gracilinanus agilis (Agile Gracile Mouse Opossum), 2856 nucleotides long. RefSeq names its product NOC3 like DNA replication regulator (gene NOC3L). The transcript is spliced from 22 exons. Gene Ontology annotation, molecular function: chromatin binding. Gene Ontology annotation, cellular component: nucleolus. Bases 75 to 2501 code for a protein of 808 amino acids. Lineage: Eukaryota; Metazoa; Chordata; Mammalia; Didelphimorphia; Didelphidae. Gene Ontology annotation, biological process: DNA replication initiation. The record is from RefSeq and is a predicted model, not a curated record.